AUGUGUGGUUUUGUGUAUAGAAGGCUAGCAUAUGCACAAGUUUUACCAAAUAUUUAUAGGUGUGUCGUCCAAAAUUUAGGCACUAAUCAUGUCGAUUUGUGUUUGGGUUUGUUACCCAGUAGCAUUAGAUCAUUCUCAACCAAUAUAGAACAAGUUAAAAAGGACCACUCAUUUACUGCGUCAUACCUCAUAAAUUCAUGUGGGUUGUCCCCAGAAAUAGCAAAAUCUGUCUCCGAAAGAAUCAAGCUUCAAUCUGCUGAACAACCAGAUUCGGUCCUGAAAGUUCUAAGAAACUAUGGAUUAACAGCUGCCCAUAUAACCAAACUUGUUAAAAGGCGCCCUAGUUUACUUUUAACCAAUCCUGAGAGGUCAAUUUUGCCUAAAUUUGAGUUUUUCAAAUCUUUGGGGAUCACAGAUGCUGAGCUUGCGAGUGUUUGCUCUUCUACUCCAGCUAUUUUGGGUCACAGUUUGGAGAACCUACUCAUUCCUAACUAUAAAUUCCUCAAAAGUGUGCUCCUCUCUGAUGCAAAUGUUAUUAAAUCGUUUAGAAAAAAAUCAGGGAUCUUUCAGCAAGAUUUGGCAAAGAAUGUGUCUCCGAAACUUACAGUCCUGAGAGAACUUGGAAUGCCCGAGCGUUUUAUUGCACUGAUUUUAACAUGUUAUGCCCCUAUAGUCUUCCAAAAAUGUGAGAAGUUUGACAAAAAUGUCAAGAAGGUUAUUGAAAUGGGUUUUGAUCCUCAGAAAUGUGGGUUCAUCCAUGCGAUGCAAGCGUUUGCAGCAAUGAGUCAAUCAACUUGGGAACGGAAAUUGAACGUUUUCAGGGGGUGGAGAUGGUCUGAUGAGGACAUUAUGUUGGUGUUCAGAAAAUGCCCCAACUGUAUGAUUGCCUCUGAAAGCAAAAUAAUGAAUGCAAUGGAUUUUCUUGUGAACAAGAUGCGUUGGCAGUCCACAGAUAUUGCCUUGUAUCCAGAAGUUUUCCUUAUGAGUUUGGAAAAGAGAGUAAUCCCAAGGUGUUUGGUUAUUAAAGUUCUGCAAUCGAAGGGGUUGCUGAAGAAAAAAUGGAGCCUAAGUACAUGUGUAAGACCUGUUGAGAAGCUAUUCUUGGAUAGGUUUGUGACAAAAUACUUGGACCAGGUUCCUGAACUGAUGAAUAUCUAUCAAAGGAAGGAAGGCUUUCAGUUUCAGGAUCUGGAGAUCUAUGUUUCUUCCAGAACACUAUAG
Molecule: messenger RNA, 1221 nt
Organism: Pistacia vera
Lineage: Eukaryota; Viridiplantae; Streptophyta; Magnoliopsida; Sapindales; Anacardiaceae
Exons: 1
Coding region: 1-1221 (406 amino acids)
Biological process (GO): chloroplast organization; regulation of DNA-templated transcription
Cellular component (GO): chloroplast
Molecular function (GO): double-stranded DNA binding
Source: RefSeq, a predicted model, not a curated record